Lodderomyces elongisporus is the source of this 1290-nucleotide messenger RNA. RefSeq lists its product as uncharacterized. The coding region runs from base 1 to 1290 and encodes 429 amino acids. The transcript has a single exon. The record is from RefSeq and is a predicted model, not a curated record. Lineage: Eukaryota; Fungi; Ascomycota; Pichiomycetes; Serinales; Debaryomycetaceae.
AUGUUAUCAGCUAGAGCUUUUUAUGUUCUAUUGAGCAUCCCCAUCAAACUUCUUUGGGUACUCUUGAGAUACCCCUUUGUGGGAGGCAUAAAUGAAAAGUUUAGAAACAGUUUGAGAAACUCAUUAAAACUACAACUAUAUAGAACAGCAUUAUCUAUGCCAGUCAAGGAUGCCCACAUCCUUGGCAUCUUGUCAAACUACUUCCUCAUCAACAAACUCAUCAAGACACUAUACCCCAACUUGACCAGAAACUUGAACAACUACGGCAAGAGAUACGACAAACAGAGUUUCUGGUUGGUUGAAGCUACAAACAGAAGCAAAAAUGACCCUAUUCUCAUAUUCUUACACGGUGGUGGCUACUACAUUGAAACAAUGCCCGAACAGUUGGAGUCACUACUCUCCAUCUACCAUUUGGUAGACUCGGAAAAAAGACUGAAAUUAUCAAUGGUAUUCUUGGACUACAAGUUGGCGAGCCGCGGAGCACCAGUAACAACACAAUUAUACCAAUUGGCAGAAGUUUACGAAAAGCUAACCAUCAGAGACGGAAACACAAACAUAAGCCUUAUCGGCGAUUCUGCCGGCGGACACUUGGCAAUAACGUUUUUACAGUAUCUCAAACAACAGCAAAAUGAAAAACUCCCUUGGCCAAAAUCAAACAUCUUGAUAUCGCCAUGGGUAAAACUUCACCCAGAACCACACCAAGGUACCAAAGGAUGGUCGUAUUUCGAAAACUCCAAACGCGACAUUAUCCAAUAUCGCUAUUUCCACGAAAUAGAUAGACAAAAGGCAAUCAUUGGCGACGUCACUCACCUGCGCUACUAUGAAGAGUCGGGACACCAAAAGAUCAAAAAAGAGGACCUUGACCAUUUGGACAUGUUGAUCUCACCAGGCAACCUCACCUAUAAAUACAGCGACUGGGAAGACAUACCAAGUCUAAAUGAUAAGGGCCAUUCUGUGUUUGUCGUGUUGGGCGAACACGAAGUGUUUAGAGAUGAUAUCUUGGAAUGGUGCCAAUAUGCAUUGAAGUCGCCAUUGAUCAAACAAAAAAUCGACUCCAAAGGCGUGUUGGAUGCCAAGUUGCACAAUUACGAAGAUAAUGGAGGAAAUUUGAAUGGCGCACAUGUGCAAGUAUUUGUUGAGCCCUGGGGUGUUCAUGACGCAACAUUGUUCUUUGAGAACAACAUUGCUUCCAAAUUGAAGAGGAACCCAAGAUUAUCCUUAAAGGACUUGGACAGAAAGGAGUUUUUUGGUGUAGUACGGAUUGUCGAGUUUAUAAACAAAUAUGUAUAA